Abrus precatorius (Indian licorice) is the source of this 506-nucleotide messenger RNA. RefSeq lists its product as uncharacterized. The coding region runs from base 93 to 506 and encodes 137 amino acids. The record is from RefSeq and is a predicted model, not a curated record. The transcript has a single exon. Lineage: Eukaryota; Viridiplantae; Streptophyta; Magnoliopsida; Fabales; Fabaceae.
CGGUUUCUUUGACUUUUCUUCCAUUUAACACUCUCUCGUCCUAUAAAUGUUUUCACAAUUAUUAAAGCCGCCAACCUCAUACAUACGGAAACAUGGCGGCUUAUGAAGGAUGGCCAUUGGUGAUGGAAAUGGAACGAGAAGAAGAUUUCGAAGAGGCCAGCGGUAGCGGUUGUGGGUGUGGAUGCUUUCGCUGGAAAUGGUGGCCAGGCCAUGAGGAAGAAGGUAAACUCUUACUUGAUCAAAAGGGUGAAGGAGAGUCAUGGGUGGUAGACAAAUUGAAGAAGGUGAAGGAGGUUUCAGAAGUGAUUGCUGGUCCCAAGUGGAAAACUUUUAUUAGAAAGAUAAGUGGGUAUGGCAAGAAGCAACAAAGGAACAGGUUCAUGUAUGAUGAACACAGCUAUGCUCUCAACUUCAAUAGUGGGGCUCAGAGUGAGGAUGAAGGCAUGCCUCACAGUUUCUCCUCAAGGUUUGCUGCUCCUGGACGUCGCCAAUAUGAAGAAUCAUGA